AUGAGUUCGACAAUCCUCGAGUUCAUGGAAAAAGUUUUGGCAAUCAGGAACGCCCAGGAAAAAAUUAUUUCGUGGGGUGAGACCAUGGAUCUAAUAGACAAGGGGGUGAAGUCAGAAGCUUUGAGAGAAAUCUUUCAUGCGCAAGAUAGUUCCGUAAACAUUCUGGCCGACAAAAAUUGGAUUCAGUGGGCCUACCUUGUAUGGCAAUCUGAUGAUCAGUCAAAGAAUGCAUUUCAGUCGAUUUAUAAGGCUAUGGCAGCUGAAUUAACUGCGGAGCGCUUAAAUACCAUAUUCAAAAAUGGGAUCGCGGAUAUCAGUACUCGAGAACUCGUCAUCGAACUGCGCAAUCGUUGGUGGAAAGAUAAUGGUAUCACACCAUCCGAUGUGCUAAGCGAAAUUGAUACCCUCAACUUCUUUGGCGUGGCUUUCGACAAUUGGCUCGCAUAUCUAUCCUUUAGUAACCAAGCUGAGUAUAAUCGGAAUCCUCGUGUAUGUGAGCUGAAGUAUCUCAUUCUACACUACAGAAUGCCACAAUUACUGGAAAUUUUGGUCUACCCCACAAAUAGCGGAAACGUCAGGGCGUCGGAAUAUUUAACAAUCGUUUCUCAAGUUAUGCUGCCCCGAAAAAUUCGCCCAUGCGAGGUCGUGAAGGCGAUUGCAAGUAAUGAUGGCGUCAUUCCCACCUUUCUCAAUGAAGUGGAGAACGAAACUCGUUUCCGAUUUUGGUUCGAUUAUCACCUUUCAUUUAAUGAACGGUAUCCUGAAUAUGCACUGUCGCUGGUUGAUAUGCUAACCGAGGCUGUCGGCCCCGCAAGAGUGGCAGCUAUGUUGCUUGCUGCACAAAAGUCUACAAACAAAACCGUAAAAAAUAUCGGUGACACGUACCUAGCAGACCAAUGUAAACAAUGGUCUAGAAGCUCGAAGUCAGCGCAUCUUGUUCAUGACCUGAUAUCAAAAGACUUGGCAAAGAACCCGUGGAAGUUGGAAACGUAUAGUCUAUCGGAGUUGGCCGGAGAGACCAGCCGUAAAUACUCAAACUAUGUCUAUAAGCGUCUAUCAAUACGGAAAAUGAAGUAG
This is a messenger RNA of Plasmopara halstedii, 1077 nucleotides long. RefSeq lists its product as uncharacterized. The coding region runs from base 1 to 1077 and encodes 358 amino acids. Lineage: Eukaryota; Oomycota; Peronosporomycetes; Peronosporales; Peronosporaceae. The record is from RefSeq and is a predicted model, not a curated record. The transcript has a single exon.